AGGCGGCCGGCGCGCUGGAGCACCUGGACCCGCGGGGACCCGGGAGAGCGCGAGAAGUGGCUCUACGGGUACGGCUUCUCUUACGUCUACAGCCGCGCGGCGGCGUGCGAGUCGCCGUACCCUGACGAGAGCCUCGGGGAGGACCUCUCCUUCUUCGUGCGGCUGAGGCAGCGGGUCCCCACGGCGGUGCACUUCGACGAGGCCGGCCUGUGCCUCCACACGCUGCACGCGCGCGGCACCUCCCGCGCGGCGCCGUGGGGCAUGCUGCUCCUGAACUGGGCGUCGAAGCUCGUGUUCGGCUCGCUGAUCGCCGUGGCCGCCGGCACCGUCGCCUCCGACGCGCUGCCUGGCGCCGGCGGCGCGGUCGCGCUGGCGCUGGCCGUCCCUCGGAGGAGGCCAGCUGGAGCAGCGGCGGCUCCCCUGAUCGUUGGAGCAUCGGGGCGCCGGCAGGUCCGAGGUUUCCGGGCGCGGUUGUCCCACUUCGGGAGGGGUUCCCUCAGCUGCGCCUCGCCGAGAGCGUUCCUGCAGGGGUGCUGA
Prorocentrum cordatum is the source of this 537-nucleotide messenger RNA. The record is from the annotation of a GenBank genome assembly. NCBI's taxonomy places the organism in Eukaryota, Dinophyceae, Prorocentrales, Prorocentraceae.